AUGGCUGGGUUUCUGGAGGGAUGUCUUCCCGCCUUUUCACUGCAAGGCAAAUAUUGUCUCGUGCAGUACUCAGGCGAGAGGAAGUGGCACGAGAGAUUCAUCCUAUCGACGACGACGCCGAGCAGCGACCUCAGGUCGAUUGGGUAUUGCGUCGUCGCAACCCCAGACGGUGACAUCUAUGGUGAAUCACUUGCUGCACCAAACGUCCAGGGACUUGCACUCCUCGGAGAGGACCGGGCUGCGCCUCCUGGCCUCGCCAGGCGGAACAUCUACAGGUUCGAGGAUGGCAACAUUGGCCACGCUCCGGACGCAACGGAGAUUGCCCAUAUGCGUGGAGCUGCUCUGCAAGAACAGGCCGACCUGCAGAAGGAGAUCGAUGAUCAUGGCGUUGGUGUUGCCGCGCCACAUGUCGUCGCAUCCACUCCCGCCCCAACGGCGGCGACGGCGCCUAUCGGACCAGUGCUUGCGCCUGCUGCAGGUUUCGUUUGGGUUGUCGCUGCCACUGAGGGAGUCAGGGCUCGAGGGAGUCUCGUCCCCUUGAACCAGGUUGUUGGCGGGUAUCAGGCGGGUACGAAAGGAGUUGCCGGCCUGGCCGAUGGGUCUGUGAUCUUUGCGGAGUUGAUUCCUGCCCAUGAGCUCCAGGCCUACGCGACUGCUGUGACUACUCCUCCUACGGCGACUGUUGUUCCUCCUCCCGGUGGUGGCGCCAUCGGCGUUGGGAUGGCAGACGAUGCCCGCACCUUGGCUGUUCGCUACGGCACCGAUGGAAAACGCAGGCGGGAAGUUCGAGAUGGAGUUGAGUUGGCCAGUGAGUCUCCCUGGGGGGACUGGCCAAUCAAAGGCCCGCGUACGGCCAGGUGGGUUGGGCAGUACUUCGUCACCAACGGCGGUGGCCCGCUGACCAUGCACAACACCUGGAAGGUCAAUUGCAAGCUCCAGCCCUCGGACAACGGCGUCUUGGAGCACGAGGCCCUUUGCAAGAUGCUCGAGCUCGCCAUUGAGUACGACCAGUUGAACAUUGGUGAGCUUGCUAGCAUCGAACUUGCAUGCCGUCGGCUUCAGAUGAUCCAGUACCGCUGGCGGGAGAGGAUUCUUGGUUCGGUCUCGAGCGGCACAGUUGAUGAUGAAUCUCACUUCUUUUUGGGUGUUGAUCCGACCCGGGGCAAUCUGUGUAUUUGUCCCGCACUCAACAGCUGGUUGGGAGAAGAGUUGCACAAGGAAAGCCAGGCCAACAAGGAGCAGCGCAAAGCUCGUGAGGCCGCAUCUCUCGCUCGCCUUGAGCGCAUGUACAAGGCGGUUGGGCCUCCACCUCAGUCUCGUCCCGAAGAAGCCCUCGAGGCGCUUCUCGGUGGUAUGACCCUGUACUCUCAGGAUACCGAUUGCACCAUUGCCAGUUUCGACGAGACCUUGGUCUCUUGGCCGAGUCCUGGAAGCUGUCCCGUCAACGUGGCGGAGCGGUUGGACCCGGAAACUUCACACUUGUUGUCUCUGGCAGGCAUGCCGGCACUUCUCGCCGAAGAGGGCUCCGCUCCCGAAGAGGAGGUGGUCAAGCCUUACAUGGAUCCUGCACUUGCCAGUUCUCCUAACUCUUUGGGGAGAUUUUAUGGUAGGCUGCACCAGUCUCACAUGCUCACCUUUGUCAGUGGACGGCACGCGCACACCGUGGGCGUGUUCUUUGUGCACAAGAAGAGCGGGAAACUCAGGCUCAUCCUCGACACGCGGGCUGCUAAUCGUGCCUUCCGCAAGCCUUUGACUACCAGGCUGCCUACGCCUGCCGCCUGGAGCAGCAUCGAGGUUGACCCAGAAGACACUUUGUAUACCGCUGCGGGGGAUGUAGCUGAUGCUUUUCAUAGGAUGGCUCUUCCUGCUCAUCUUCGUCGUUUCUUCAGGCUCCCCGCCAUCAAAUGCAAGUUUGUUGACCGAAAACUUUGGCCUGCAGGCUGCAAGGGAGAGGACUACAUUACUCCAGAGUACGCGACUUUGCCCAUGGGUUGGUCUUGGUCGCUUUUCUUCUGCCAGCAUGUGCUCCAAUCAGCUGCCGCCCAGGCCGGCCUUCCUGAGACGGACUGCAUUGAGGACCGGUCCUGGAUUGGUCAAGUUUCUGAAGGCAGGGCUAUUCACGCUGAGUAUGUCGAUAAUUUCUUCGUCUGUGGUAUUGACCGUGAGUUCGUGCAACAAUCUUUUGACCGCUUGAGGGGCAUCCUGGAGUCGUGGGGUUUUGCCAUUCACGAGGUUACCGAAGCACAGCCCAUUGUUGAAGGCCUGGGGCUUAGAUUCGACGGAGCCGAGAGGCGGGUCACGUUGACUAGCCAGCGCGUCUGGAAGCUUCGCCUUUCCGCUAUUGCUCUUGGACGGUUGCGAGGCCCACCGCCUCCCAAGUGGAUCGAGAAGAUCGUUGGGCACUUCACUUUUGCCAUGAUGGUCCGAAGGGAGGCCUUGUCGGUCUUCAGCUCUGUCUACAAGUACAUCCGUGCAUCGCAGCCAGGUCUUGACCUUUGGCACCGUGCCCGCGAUGAGAUUUUACAGGCCUCCGCUUUGCUGCCGUUGCUGAGCACCUCGUGGGCCUUGCCCUGGGAUGCCACAGUCAGUGCUACCGAUAGUUCUGAAGUUGGUUACGGGGUUUGUGAGCGCAGCUUGGCACCAACCUUUGUUGCUGAGUGCGGAAGGCCCUGCGAACAAUGGCGCUACUCCGUCGAGGGUGCCAUCAAAGCGCGGGCCAAUGCCUUGGGACUAAAACCGGAGGAGCAUCUCCCUGCUGAUCUUCAGCAGGAGUGUGCUCGUGUCUGCAGCUCUGAGUUCAAGGAGAUCCCCGCCGGUGUACUCUCUUUUGAGGCCUGGCACACCGUCUUCAGCGGAGCUUGGGAUUAUCAUGAGAACAUCUUGCGGACCGAGGGCCGUGCGAUGAUCAGUGGCAUUCGUCACAAGUUACGGGCCGUGCGGAGCCAGCAGAGGCCUCGCCCAAUCAUGGAGGACCGCUACUCCAAGGUCCUCCUGGCCUUUUACCAGUGGGUCCAGUUCUACCAGAGCCUGACCUCGGACUGGGACGCCCUCUUGACCGGCUACCUGAACGAGCUCUACGUGUUGAACCAAAACGUCAGCGCCGCGGAGUACGUUUUCGCCGCGUUCAAGUUCAAGCACCCCCAGUUCGGCAAACAUGGAUCUCUGACGUUGCCACGUGCCACUCAGGCCCUCGAAGGAUUCCGAAAUCUGGCUCCCCCGCAAAUGAGGCUGCCCACACCUUGGGUCGCCUUCAUCGCCGUCGUGGGCCUGCUUUUGGCGCACGGGGAAGUGCUGAUGGCAAUCGCCCUCCUCAUUCAGUGGGACCUCCUCUUGCGGCCCGGGGAAUUGAUAGGACUACAGCCGCAGCACAUGGUCCCGCCGAUGCCGACGGCCAACAUGCCGUCCUGGGGGGUGAUACUGGCCCCAUCCGAGGAGAGCAACACUCCAAGCAAAGCAAAUGUCUUCGACGAGAGCGUGACCCUCAGUCAGCAAGUGGAGUUCAUCCUGCCCGCUCUCGAGGCGCUAGUGGCCACACGAGCCAAGUUCGGCCCCUUGUUCCCUUUCACCGGGGUGCAGCUCGGACGCAAGUUCAAAGAAGCCGCAGACUACCUGAACCUUCACGAGCUCAACCUGACUCUGCAUGGAAACAGACAUGGCGGCGCAAGCGAUCUCCGUCUGAGGGGGACUCCGCUGAAGGAAAUCAAGAAGAGAGGGCGGUGGGCUGCAGACUCCAGUCUCCGCAGGUACGAGAAGGCGACGCUGGCCCAACAGCAGAUCCACAAAGUACCUUUGGCCACUCGCCUGUACGGUGCCUUCGUGGAGCAACAGUUGCCUCGCAGUGCUCGACUUCUUCAACUUGCAGUGACGUGCCCAGCCGGAUCGAGCCUGGAGCAGCUGAGCCUGCUAUUCAAGCCUCUGCCUGCGCAUUGA
This is a messenger RNA of Symbiodinium sp. CCMP2456, 3930 nucleotides long. Lineage: Eukaryota; Dinophyceae; Suessiales; Symbiodiniaceae. The record is from the annotation of a GenBank genome assembly.